Molecule: messenger RNA, 1062 nt
Organism: Meloidogyne enterolobii
Lineage: Eukaryota; Metazoa; Nematoda; Chromadorea; Rhabditida; Meloidogynidae
Source: the annotation of a GenBank genome assembly
AUGAAUGCUUUCAAAAAUGGUAAAGGAAAUCAGAAAAACGUUGAAUUCCAUAAUAGUAAACGUCUUGAAAAUUCUGGAAGUCAGAAAGAUAAAAACGGCUUAAAAGCUCUGCGGUCUUUUGAUAGUAUAAAAGCUUAUCUUUCACCUUCUAAAAGCCAAAAAGGCCUGACCGAAGGAAGUCAGAAUUCUCCAAAAAUGACGGGGUCAUCUAUGGGAUCGCCUACCGGUUCGUCAUCUAAUGGUGAACCUCUGUUACAACAUUCUGAUAGUCAAAAUGGAAAAUCAGAGCAGGAAAGAAGGAAAAUUGAAGAGAUUAAUGAUGCAUUUGGAAUAUUUAAAUAUUAUUUAAAUGCAAAGGAAAAUUUUGAUAUUUACAAAGAUAUUAAACAGAAGAAUGAAAAGUUGUCUAGCAAACAUAAAAUUAAUUAUAUGCCAGAAUGGAAGAAGGACGAGACUUCUGAAACUAUUAAAAGCAUGAUUAACGAAAGCAAUUAUGGGGAAAAUGAAGAGAAGGCUAGCCAGUUGAUUGAAUAUUUAAACAAAAUGAUAGCAACACGUCAAAUUAUGGAAGCUAGCGAUAUAAAAACUUCAAUAGGUGUUAUUGAAAAAAAUCGUGAUAAUAUGACACAAUCAAUUUAUGAUGAGGCUUAUAUCAAGAGUGUAUUGCAUGAUAUUCAGAAAGAAACAAAUGGGCCAUUAAGCAAAAUCAUCGAAAUUCUCAAGGACUAUCCUCCCGGUUAUUUCAAUCUGAGCGAAUCAUUUAUCACUACACGCAAUGACAUAACAAAAUUAACAUCAAGUUUAAAAGAAAGAGUUGAAAAAAUUGAAAAGUUGUUUAAAAACAAUAAAGAAGGGUAUAUAAAAAAUAUUGUGGCUGAAUAUUUCAAUUUUACGCAAUGCGGGGUUGAGGAAGUAAAAAGGACUAUAUUGGGAAAUAGGGUGCCGGAGUGUGAUGGAGAUAAUCCGAAAGAUUGGGUUUUACCUACACCUGAUGAGUGGGAAGUAUAUUGUAAGAAAGAGAAUUGUGGAACUGAAAUUCUUGGUGAAAAGGAGUUGAGGUAA